UGGACGAAGUUGGGAUGCGAAGCUCGGAUCAAUUUUUGACGGAGCUCGAACGUUGUCCCAAUCGGGGCGUCCGCUGGUCUCUCCGCGUCAACUUGAACCCCCAAAGGCGGCUUAUGAAGACUACUGGUGUCAACUCCGCGCAACAACGGGCGUCCUCUAUCCUCAUGAUAAUAAUAUUAAAUUGAUCGCCAUAUUCUUAUAUAAUUCUGGGCCCAUCGCCCCCUCAAAUGAUGACUGGUGUCGCGGACGACGGGCAGUAGGAUCGCUAUGUCGUCUACAAGAGACAACCCGGACAGUUCCAACGACGUCGCGGGCAGUCAGCGCCAGCGGCCAUGGCUCUUCCCAUCGAAUCGCAGACUGCGACACUUGCAGGGGGUCUCGGUUCGUAAUCUCGUCAUCGACCCCCCAUCCAACCGGUCUCGUGGGAAGACAAUUGACGACGAUGACAUCCCGAACACCCUACAGUCGCCGGCGAAAGCAAUGGCCAAAGCGGAAAGCCGCUCAUUGCAGCAUUCGCGCUCCUUUACGGACCUGAAGAACCCUGUCAAACUGCCUGGCAAUGAUGCUGAAGAUCCGCGGCAUGAAUCCCGGCGCAGUCGAAGACGAAGUACCCUCCCCUGGAGUGGCGAUAAUGCCGAGGUUAGACAGAUAAAACUCGGGGAUAUCAUGCAGAGCAGGAUGGCAGAUACGUGGUUUUCGAUCCAUUGCGACAAUGUCGAAGGCCCGGUGUAUAUCAGCGAGGUGAUUGAGAAAGCGACGAAUCCAAGCUUUCAGUCUUUCGAUCUAAACACCUGCGGACCACUUGUCUCGCGAUUGGAUGAGAUGACAUUAAAGCUCUGGGCGAAAACGGCUGCGAUGCGUGAAUAUACAUUGCUGGUCGAGCUACAGCUGAGUCUCCGGUCUCUUCAAUUCGUGGGGAAAUCGCUGGACAGCUUUCACCAGCCUCUCCCGCCCAAUUCGAUUCUCUUCCACUUUGCCGACGGGGUGUAUACGAAUUUAACAGAUCUUCCUCCCGUCCAAGGGCCUGGAACCUCCAAGGUGUCGGAAUGGCAUCAGAAAAGUGCCCACCCGACAUCCUCCUAUGAUGCAUUGAUGCGCUUGGCGAACCUGGACGACUGUAUUCAGGAUGCGCUGGCGACAAGGGAGAAGCUAGAGGCGCAGAUCAACACGAUCCUCGAGAAGAACCAGCAUGCAAUCUCUUCCCUUAGCAAGGCUUCACAAGCGCAAGACCACCUUUCCUUCACGAAACGCGCCGUCGCAGCUGAGAAGAAGCAGCUCCGUGGUUCCACCAAACGCAAAGAAGAAUUAGUAGCUAGUAUAAAGGCGAGGAGAGAGGCAAUGGUUGUUGGCCGUGAGAGCCAGGAUAGGACACGCAGCCAUCUCCCUGAUGCCCAAGUGAAACUCGCAUCAAGUGCAAGUCUGCUGGAGAAGAACACAGAAGAAUCCAAGGGCCAAAUACGCCGUAUCUGUGAAGAUCUUCUUUCAGUCUAUCCAAUCGAGCCUAUUCCGGGAAAGCCACUCGCUUUUACCAUUGCUGGCCUCGCGUUGCCCAAUUCAUCCUUUGGGGAUAUAGACCGGGAGUCGGUCGCCGCGGCUCUCGGAUUCACGGCUCAUUUGGUAUUUCUUCUGUCGUUCUAUCUAUCUACUCCUAUUCCCUAUCCCCUCAAGCCCUAUUCCUCAGCGUCGAUUAUUCACGACCCCGUGUCGGUUGCUCUCCCACAGCGGACUUUCCCCCUCUAUCCGGUGAACGUUCACUAUCGGUUCGAGUACGGUGUCUUCCUCCUCAACAAGGAUAUCGAGUUCCUUAUGACGGCCCGUGGACUACGGCCACUCGACAUUCGCCAUACUUUGCCCAAUCUGAAAUAUCUGCUCUACGUGCUCACUGCAGGGGGCGCUGAAAUACCGCUUCGCAAAGCGGGAGGGGUUCGUGGUCUGCUGCUGGGCCGAGUCACUCCCAAUCUCUCGCGCAGAGACAGUGAGGAUAGUGUUACCAGCGGUGAAUGGAUCAAUCCGCGGAAGUUCCCUGAUGCCGGCACGAAGAUGAAUGGGGUUGGUGAUAAAACCAAGGGGAAGAGGGCAUCGACCUUUGCAGAUGUUUCUGCCACAUCGCCUGGCCCCAAUGCUCAUCCUCUGCGAACGGGCGCCUAGAGCUGCAUUUCUUCAAAGCUAGAUGUUGGACUAGUGUACGAUAGCGAUAGCAUAGCUCCGUUCAACUUGGUAGAAUUGUACAGUAUCUUGGAUCAAGCAUGCCCUAUAGAACGUAAGGCCGCUAUAUGCGAUGAUAGUUCAAGCC
Molecule: messenger RNA, 2293 nt
Organism: Paecilomyces variotii
Lineage: Eukaryota; Fungi; Ascomycota; Eurotiomycetes; Eurotiales; Thermoascaceae
Product: putative UV radiation resistance protein
Exons: 2
Coding region: 268-2148 (626 amino acids)
Biological process (GO): SNARE complex assembly
Cellular component (GO): endosome; lytic vacuole
Molecular function (GO): SNARE binding
Source: RefSeq, a predicted model, not a curated record